This is a messenger RNA of Erinaceus europaeus (western European hedgehog), 591 nucleotides long. RefSeq names its product short coiled-coil protein. Bases 95 to 343 code for a protein of 82 amino acids. Gene Ontology annotation, cellular component: trans-Golgi network. NCBI's taxonomy places the organism in Eukaryota, Metazoa, Chordata, Mammalia, Eulipotyphla, Erinaceidae. The transcript has a single exon. The record is from RefSeq and is a predicted model, not a curated record.
GCCCCAUCUCCAUCCAUCCGCCUCCCUGACGCUUGGAGCUGCAGAUCAUUCAUCAAAGAUUUUCUCUCCAAGGCCGCAAAGUCUGUUACCCAAGAUGAUGAAUGCCAACAUGGAUGCAGUUGACGCUGAAAACCAGGCGGAACUGGAGGAGAAAACACGGCUGAUUAAUCAGGUGCUGGAACUCCAACACACACUGGAAGAUCUCUCUGCAAGAGUAGAUGCAGUCAAAGAAGAAAAUCUGAAGCUAAAAUCAGAAAAUCAAGUUCUUGGACAAUAUAUAGAAAGCCUCAUGUCAGCUUCUAGUGUUUUUCAAACAACUGACACAAAAAGCAAAAGAAAAUAAGGCAUGGCUGCCCCUCUGAUUUAAUGGAAUUGCUGCUGGUCUUUUUCUUUAUAACUUGGAUAGAUUCCAAAAGUUAAGGUACUUAGGUUUGAAGCUUCAUUGAAUAUUUAUGAAAAUAAUGUCAGCUCUAGGCAAAUCUAGAGCAAACCAGACUUCCAUGAGUUUGUGUAUUAUGUUAGUCUAUGAAAACGUGCAAAUGUAUUGUAGAGACUUUAUAAUUAGAAAUGCAUAUAUUUAUGAAACUUGAA